This is a messenger RNA of Microthlaspi erraticum, 615 nucleotides long. NCBI's taxonomy places the organism in Eukaryota, Viridiplantae, Streptophyta, Magnoliopsida, Brassicales, Brassicaceae. The record is from the annotation of a GenBank genome assembly.
AUGAGCGAGAGAAAUUCCGAUUUGAAGAAGCGAGAUGCUGAAGAGACUGAAGCUUCGAGCACAACCGUCUCACCUCCGGAGAAGAAGAAGAAGCUCGAUGAUUCAUCAGCGGAAUCUCAUGCCGUCGUCGUCGUCGUCCCCGUGAUUCCACCUUCUCCCGUAGCUUCAUCGGCGGAUUCAGCUCAAGGUGGACGCUCUGUUACCUCCGCCGGAGAAGACGAUGGCCAGAGCUCGAGCAUCUGCUCCGACUCUGUUAGCAGCAAAUCGAACGAAAUCGCGGCGACGAAAAGUCCGACGUCUGUUGUAGAUCUGGAGGCUCAUCAAAUCUCCGAAACCGAAAGUUCAACAGUCACCGCCAGAAAAUUCAGUAAAGAGGGAAAUCCAGAGAGCGAGGCUUUGGGAGAAAUAACCGACAUGGAACCAUCGCCAGUGACAAAGAAGGAUGGAGGACAGGAAGUGAGAAAGAAACCAACGGCGGAGGAGAUCGAGGAGUUUUUCUCAGAGCUAGGGGAUGACGACGAGAAGCAGAAGCGAUUCACAGAGAAGUACAACUUCGAUAUCGUCAAUGACAAACCGCUCGAAGGUCGGUACAAGUGGGAUCGAGUUGAGCCGUAA